Molecule: messenger RNA, 771 nt
Organism: Selaginella moellendorffii
Lineage: Eukaryota; Viridiplantae; Streptophyta; Lycopodiopsida; Selaginellales; Selaginellaceae
Exons: 2
Coding region: 19-708 (229 amino acids)
Source: RefSeq, a predicted model, not a curated record
UGGACGGCGAGAGCUACUAUGACCGGAAGCAGUGGUACUCGGUCAUCUUGCAAGGGGUUUGUGAUGCCCAGAAGAGGUUCCUCAGUGUCUACGCUGGGUGGCCAGGAUGGUUCUAAAAUGUUCAUUUUGCUUUCAGGAUGCAUCCAUGACAUGAGGGUUUUUCGUAAUUCAACCCUCAGAAACACGAUUGUAGCAAGGGAGCUGCUGACGUUGCCCGCAGUGUUAGCAUAUGAUGAUAGGAUCAAGCCAUACCUAGUGGGGGACAAAGGGUACCAACUCCAGCAGCAUCUGAUGAUUCCACACACAACUCUGAACCCGACACCAUCCAAGGCAGCUUUCAACCUUCAUCACCACCUUGCUUGGAUUGUUAUUGAGCAAGCAUUUGGACUUCUUAAAAUGAAGUUCAGAUGCUUGGAUCAAAAACAAAGGAUCCAGCCAAAGUACCUUCCCAACAUCAUCAAGAGUUGUUGCAUCUUGCACAAUUUCUUGAUUGAUGUUGGGGAGACUGAUCUUCGGGUGGAGAUCCAAGCUUGGAGGAAAGAGGUGAAAAGGCUCAAGGACCAGGACCUCUUUGUCGAUUACGGUGAUCCCGAGCAAGCGGAAGGGGAGCCUCGUGAGGAGUUGCACAGUCCAGAGGAUGCAAAAGAGGUUAGAGAGAACCUCACGUUUUCCCUCUGUCUUUGCCAGUGGCGUUCGUGUUUGCUUUGAAAUUUGCCGGGAUAUAAUUCUAAACAUUUGAAUUUGAAUUUGAAAUUUCAAAAUUUGAAUUAA